Molecule: messenger RNA, 1670 nt
Organism: Oenanthe melanoleuca
Lineage: Eukaryota; Metazoa; Chordata; Aves; Passeriformes; Muscicapidae
Product: serine/threonine-protein kinase PAK 3-like
Exons: 12
Coding region: 80-1558 (492 amino acids)
Biological process (GO): intracellular signal transduction; regulation of MAPK cascade; regulation of axonogenesis
Cellular component (GO): cytoplasm
Molecular function (GO): ATP binding; protein serine/threonine kinase activity
Source: RefSeq, a predicted model, not a curated record
GGUGGAAGAGCAACAGGAGAAUGGCCAGAACACCAAGGCAGAGCCCCAAGCGGAGCUGCCCGAAGCUCAGGUUUCCAUCAUGGCAGUGAAGAGACAGGACAAGGAGGACAUGAGAAGUGUCCAAGAGGAAAUGAAUCCCCAUCAUCAGAGAGGCGAUCAACAAAACGAGGUGAGUGCUGCAGUGGCAGACCCUCCACUCAAGAAUUAUUUCUCUGGUUUUUUUCAGAACCUCAAGGACCAGGUGGAUGCAGAGCUGCAGGAAACUGAGACUAUGAUAAAGGAAAAGGAGAAGAGGCUGGAGGAAGAAUUAAAAUAUAUCAGAGAGAAAUGUAAUCCUCUGCUUCAGACUGUAGACAAGCAAGUGAAAGUGUUGAGAUCUCGCCUGCCUGCCUCCAAAGACUUUCAGCAAAUGACUGGAAAUAAAAAGCCCUGUAGUUGGUUUGAGGCACUGCAGUGGUCCCAGUCUGAGAUGCUGCAGAUUGGGCACAUCCCGAAGAUGGUGCAAGAGAGGAGGACUCAGUGGGAAAAGAUCUGCACAGGCUCUGUUACUGAACCUACUGCAGCAGCAGCAUUGUCUAAAGGAGCCUUUGUUCCCCAGACUGAGAAGAGAAGUCUGGGAAGUUUGUUCAUCUCCAGCACUGACCCAGCUGCUGCUCAGCAACAGGACACUGAAGAGAAGGACUUGCAGCUACUGAGGAAAAUACUGAACAUGGAAAAUCCUGUGACAAGAUACGUUGAACUGAAAAACAUUGGCAGUGGGACUUUUGGACAGGUUUGUGGGGCCAUCGACAAGACAGCAGGCAGAAAGGUGGCCAUAAAGAAAAUAAAUCUUCAUGGACUGAGCAAGAAGGAACUAAAAGUCAAUGAACUCAUGGUCAUGAAGAAGUAUAGGAAUCCCAGCGUGAUCAGCUGUUUAGACUGCUACCUUGUGCAUGAGCAACUCUGGCUGGUUAUGGAGUACAUGGAUGGAGGCACUCUGAGCGAUGUCAUCAGAAAGACCUGCCUGUCUGAAGGAGAGAUUGCAGCUGUCAGUUGGCAGUGCCUGCAAGGACUGGAUUUUCUUCACAUAAACCACGUGAUCCAUGGAAAUGUGAAAAGCUGCAACAUCCUCCUCAGAACCGAUGGUUCCGUCAAGCUGGCUGAUUUUGACCUCUUUGCUCAGCUCACUCCUAAGCAGAGCAGAUGGAGUUCAGUGACCAGCACUUCUGGGUGGAUGGCACCUGAGGUCAUGGCAGGUCAACCAUAUGGCCCCAAAGUGGACAUAUGGUCUUUUGGAAUUGUGGGCAUUGAAAUGGUGGAACGAGAAGUUCCUUCCCAGAACCAAACUUCUGUCUGGGCUCGACACCUGACAGCCACAGGAGGGACCCCGAAGCUGCAGCAGCCCGAGCUCUUCUCGCCUUUGCUGCGGGACUUCCUGAACUGCUGCCUGCAGACAGACGAGGCGCGGCGCUGCUCUGCCAAGCAGCUCCUGCUGCAUGCAUUUGUAACAUCAGCCAAGCCAGCGUCAACCCUGGCACCACUCAUCAUUUUAAUGAAGAAGAAGAAGACAAGAAUGUAACGACCAUGUCAAGGCAUUAUCUCUGCAACCCUCAUAGAGCAGGAUUGUAGAGAAGGAUUGUGGAUUAGGAUUGUUGAGCAAAAUUAUAAAUAAAGAAUGUUUCUCAAACCUC